Molecule: messenger RNA, 8628 nt
Organism: Pectinophora gossypiella (pink bollworm)
Lineage: Eukaryota; Metazoa; Arthropoda; Insecta; Lepidoptera; Gelechiidae
Gene: sno
Product: protein strawberry notch
Exons: 28
Coding region: 179-4270 (1363 amino acids)
Biological process (GO): regulation of DNA-templated transcription
Cellular component (GO): nucleus
Molecular function (GO): histone binding; chromatin DNA binding
Source: RefSeq, a predicted model, not a curated record
UAUGGCGGACGCAUUGACCGCCGUCGAGACGUCUGCCUUUUUUCAUUACGAAAUAAGAAUUAUCUCGCUGUUAUUUCGUAUUUGUGAGAUAUAAAAGUGACAAUUUGUACCUGUGUAUCCUUUGUGAACAAUUAAUAAUUGGCCAAAGUGUUUCGGUAACCGACAUUCAGCUGUAAAAAUGUCUAAACGAGGAGGAUAUGGUGACGACGAAGACAACCCACCCACACCGUCUGACGAUUCAGAUUUUGAUGAUGAUGAAGAUCCCGACAACUUGGAAGUGCCAGGUGGCGGCAAGACCCUGGCAGCGGCGGCUCGUAUGGGCGACAAGGUCAAAGUCACAUCAGGACCCGCCCCCGUCACAAUCAAACCCACCACUAACCCGCUGGCUGCUGCCUCGGGACUAGCAUUCGGACAGGCUUCAAACGUGAAGCCGAUCAAGAUACAAGCCAGCCAACUGAGCAAGCCAAUCAAUUUGGGCAACUUGGGCAACUUAGCCGGGCUUGGCCGCGGCGGUGGGGCGGCUGGAAUGGCGCCGCCGCCGUCGCCGUUCGCGGCAGGCUCCUCUGCCGCUUUCAACGCCGCUUCGCUGUUGGCGCAGAUGGACAUGGUGAACAUGCCUGGCAUGAACUCGUACCUGCUCCAGAACCUUAACCAGAUCCUGGCGUCCGGCAUGGGAGGCCCGCUGGCCGGCAUGCUGGGCCAGUUCGCACAGCUGCCCACCUGGGGACAGCCCAAGACUGGCAUGUGGCAUGUGGACAAGGCAGAAGAAGAGGAAGUUGACGACGAAGAAAUGGGAGUUGCAGAGACAUAUGCAGACUACAUGCCCUCGAAAUUAAAACUCGGCCGCAAACAUCCCGAUCCGGUGGUAGAAACAGCGUCCCUGUCAUCCGUCGAGCCGGUAGACGUCACCUACAAGACCAGUCUACCCGAUGAGACGAUCAACAGGGGGCUCCUGUCAGCUCUGCAGUUAGAAGCUGUGGUGUACGCGUCGCAAGCACACGAACAUAUGUUACCUGACGGAACACGCGCUGGAUUCCUUAUCGGUGACGGCGCUGGUGUAGGCAAAGGCCGCACCAUAGCGGGAAUAAUCUUUGAGAACUACCUGAAGGGGCGCAAGCGCGCUAUAUGGGUCUCCGUGUCCAAUGAUCUCAAGUACGACGCCGAGCGCGACCUGCGUGACAUCGGCGCCGGCAAGAUUGAAGUGCAUCCUUUGAAUAAGUUCAAGUACGCGAAACUCUCAUCAGCAGUCAACGGUAACGUGAAGAAGGGCGUAGUGUUCAGCACAUACUCGGCUCUCAUAGGAGAGACACAGUCCAGCGCCACAAAGUACAGGACCAGACUCAAGCAGCUACUGCAGUGGUGCGGCGAGGACUUCGAUGGAUGUAUCGUUUUCGACGAGUGUCACAAAGCGAAAAACCUCUGCCCCGUUGGGUCUGGAAAAGCCACUAAGACAGGCUUAACUGCCUUGGAACUGCAGAACAAACUGCCCAAGGCCAGGGUAGUGUAUGCCUCAGCCACAGGAGCAUCGGAGCCUAGGAACAUGGCGUAUAUGGUACGGCUCGGCAUAUGGGGUGAAGGAACGCCUUUUCCCACUUUCAUGGACUUCAUCAAUGCUGUGGAGAAACGAGGCGUGGGCGCGAUGGAGAUCGUGGCGAUGGACAUGAAGCUUCGAGGAAUGUACAUCGCGCGGCAGCUGUCCUUCCACGGCGUCUCCUUCAAGAUUGAGGAGGUGCCCCUCUCUGAGCAGUUCAAGGAGACUUAUGACAAGUCUGUUGCGCUGUGGGUGGAAGCCAUGCAGAGGUUCACAGAAGCUGCGGAACUGAUUGACGCAGAGUCACGCAUGAAAAAGACCAUGUGGGGCCAGUUCUGGUCGGCGCACCAGAGGUUCUUCAAGUACCUAUGUAUUGCCGCGAAGGUAAACCACGCAGUAAUAACGGCGCGGGAGGCGGUGAAGUGCGGCAAGUGCGUCGUGAUCGGUCUGCAGAGCACAGGCGAGGCUCGAACCCUGGAUCAGCUCGAGAGAGAUGACGGAGAGCUGUCUGACUUCGUCUCUACUGCCAAGGGCGUAUUCCAAACCCUAGUGGAGAAACACUUCCCGGCGCCGGACCGCAACCGUAUCAACCGGCUGCUGGGCCUGGAGCCCACCAAAGCUGCCAAGCCCGCUCCGCCCGUGCACAACGGCAGCGUGAAGCAUGAAGACGAGGCCAACACAUCCAAACGCAAGUUGACAGCUCGUCAGCAAGUGAACGCGGCGGCGAAGCGUGCACGCGGCGGGUCGUCGUCGGACGAGUUCGUCCGCGGGUCGGACGACGAGCUGGACUUGGAGUCGGACACCGAGCGCCGCGCCGGCUCCGAGUCCGAGCUGAGCGACUUCAACCCCUUCCACGGCGGCAGCGACAGCGACGACGACCCGUGGGUAGGGCGUCAGAAGAAGAAACCGCUCAAGAAGAAGAAACCAACAGUUCCAAAGAAGAAGGCCUCGAGCACGCAGGACAAGAUCGAGACGAUGUUCGAGCGCAAGAACAGCACCCCCGCGCCUGCCACCGUGACCGUGACGGCGCCCGGGGGGCACAGCCUCACGGGGACACCUGUCGGGACUAACGGACUGUAUUUGGGUCCGGCCCGUAACCAACCACCACCUCGAUCGGCCAUAGAGCGCGCGUGUAGCAUGAAGGAGGAGUUGCUGGCAGCCAUCGAGCGGCUCGGCAAGCGCCUGCCACCCAACACGCUCGACCAGCUCGUCGACGAACUCGGCGGCACCGAGAAUGUCGCUGAGAUGACAGGUCGCAAAGGGCGGGUGGUACAGACGGAAGACGGGCAGAUCCUCUACGAGAGUCGUUCGGAAGCAGACGUGCCGCUGGAGACCCUCAACCUGACGGAGAAGCAGCGGUUCAUGGACGGCGAGAAGGAUGUGGCCAUCAUCUCGGAAGCCGCCUCCAGCGGUAUCUCGCUGCAGAGUGAUAGGAGAGCAAGAAACCAAAGGCGAAGAGUGCACAUAACAUUAGAGCUGCCGUGGUCGGCAGAUAGGGCUAUACAACAAUUUGGACGUACCCACCGAUCGAAUCAAGUGAACGCACCGGAGUACAUAUUCCUGAUAUCGGACCUGGCGGGCGAGAGGCGCUUCGCGUCCACCGUGGCCAAGCGGCUCGAGUCGCUCGGGGCGCUCACGCACGGGGACAGGCGCGCCACGGAGACCCGCGACCUCAGCCAGUUCAAUAUCGACAACAAGUAUGGUCGAACAGCACUAGAAGCAGUGAUGCGCGCCAUAAUGAAGUACGAGUCGCCGCUGGUCCCGCCGCCGCGCGACUACGGCGGAGACUUCUUCCAGGACGUAGCCUCUGCGCUGGUCGGCGUCGGGCUCAUCGUCAAUAGUGAAACUGCGCCCGGGGUGCUCUCGCUAGACAAGGACUACAACAACAUGUCCAAGUUCCUGAACAGGAUACUGGGCAUGCCGGUGGAGCUGCAGAACAGACUGUUCAAGUACUUCACCGACACACUCACCGCCGUCAUGGAGCAAGCCAAGCGCAGCGGGCGCUUCGACCUGGGCAUCCUGGACCUGGGCAGCGCGGGCGAGUCGGUGCGGCGCGUGCGCUGCGUGCGCUUCCUGCGGCGGCACGCCACCGGCCGCGCGCCCGUCGAGCUGCACGCCGUGCACUCCGAGCGCGGCAUGGACUGGACAGAAGCUCUGGAGAAGUGGUCUGAAAUCAGCGGCACCAAGGAGGGUUUCUACCUGUCGCUGCAGGCUCGCAACAACAAGUACACGGCCGUGCUCGCCGUCGCCGUCAAGAUCACCAACAAGAAGGAGAAGCUCUCUAAGAAGGACCACAUGUUCCAGCUGUACAGGCCGAACACAGGACUGCAGCUUCGACUGGAGUCUCUGGCGGAGCUCGAGAAGAAGUACAAGAAAGUGAGCAGCGAGGAGGCGGAGACCUCGUGGCGCGCGCAGUACGCCGCGUCCACGCGCGUCUGCAGCCACGCCUACUGGCGGAACUCGUGUCGUAACCCCGACUGCGAGGUGGGGCUGCGGCGGCGCACGUACCACGUGCUGGCGGGCUCGGUGCUGGCCGUGUGGGCGCGGGUGGAGGCCGUGCUGGCCGCGCGCUCGCAGCUCAACAAGAUGCAGGUCGUGCGCAUCAAGACCGACGACGGGCUCAAGAUCGUGGGUACGAUGAUUCCAAAGAACUGCGUGGAGCCCCUGAAGGAGGCUCUAUCAUCGGACGCGGUGUCAGUCAACGAGCAGACGUUCGAGCAGGCGGACGGCCUCAAGUGAGCGCCGCGGCCGGACCCUGUUACAGUUCCUCUUUUACGUGUAAGGGUUCCAUGAAAGGACUUAAAUUUCGGAAAUAUCCGGUAUAAAUGGAGUGUUCAAUGGUAUUAACUGGUUGUUCGGUGGAGUAACCGGUUGUUCUGUGAAAAUAACCGGUUUUUGUGGGGAAUUAUCCGGUUGAUCGGUAUAGUUAAACGGUUGAUUAUAAUCAACCAAUUCAUCGUUAUAAUUUACAGGUGCAUCAGUAUAAUUAUCCGGUUGUUCAAUUAUACUAAUUGUUCCAUGGUAUGUCCUCUUUCGUGGAAUUAACUGGUUAUUUCUUGAAUUGUCGAUUGUUCGGUGAAGUUUAUACGUUUCUGAUGGGAAAAUGGAAUGCUAUUUUAGGACGUAAAUGUUAUAUGUAUCUUGUAUACGCGGAAUUAAGAGUUUUUUGUGCAUCGUACUUCUAUUUGAAGUUAAUGAUUGUAAAACGGAGUAUUUAUGUAUCAUAAUAAUGUAUUUCAUUUUCCUAACCGGUAGUUCGAUACCUCUUUUAUAUUGGAUAUUGCCGAUACUAAUCUAUAGAUAAGUCGGAUAUUUUUGAACCCAAAGUUAGUUCGGGACCAUGGAUCGAUGUUGGUCCGAUGCGGGGCGUAUACGGAACACGAAAUAUAAAUUUAUCAAAUGAUCUGUUAGAUAUUCGUCACCCGAAUAUUAGAAGGAAAAAUAUUUUUCACCGAUUGUAAAUUAUGUUAUUGAUAAUUACUUCGAUAUUAAUAGAUUAGUGAUCGUCAGAAUGGCCGGUCGCUCGUAUUCUCGUGAAAAGUUGUUUUUGUUCUAAUUUGUUGUUUGAUGUGACCCACAAAAUAUACUUUUAUUAAAACAAAAUAAAUAUAAUAAAGUCUAUUUUGUGCAAUAAGCUAGUUAGUAACAGCACACUACCAAUAAUUAAGAAAGUAUAUACUUUUAAAUACUCUUUCUACCUUCUUGCCAAUGCGUAUUUCUUUAUGUUAUAAACUUUAUUCUAGAAAAAAAUUAUUCUAUAGCUAUAAGAACUUUGAAAAUAAAAUUAAAGUUUUGAUUAGAGAUGUAAAAAAGACUCAAAAACUUGUAAAUUAACAAAGCCAAAGUCUUGCUCUAAUAGAGCAAACAAAAAAUUAAAAAUAUGACAAAAUUUUAGGAUAAUUACAAUAUGCAAAGUUACUAUGUAUCUUAUGGUUAUAUACUGCUUACUCGUAAGCCCGCAGACUAUUUCUAAGUCAUUAAAACAAUACGAUCUUGUACUAAUGGAGGUCAGUAGGACAAACUCAUCUCAAUUGCAAAGGAUUUUUCAAGCAACCCCUAACUUCAUUUUAACUUAAUUUGACAAGACUAAAAUAGCUGUAUCCCUUUCUUGCACUUAUUGUAAGUGGAGGACGGCAGUAGUUUAAGAGCAGUCCAACUAAAAUUAGGUUAAGUUUGUAUGCAGACGGGACAAUGGUUCGUCUGCCACAUGGUAUAAGAAAACCAGGUAUGCUCAAAAGUGACAGCUAACAUUUCAAGGUUAGCCCAGCUGACGUCAUCCCGCCUUGCGUUGCCAUUUCGUAAAAAAAAGAAAUUACCCACGACCAGUGUCAAAAAUAAAAAAAUCAAUGUCAAUUUUAAUUUACUUUCCAAGGAAAUAUUGAACUUAUAGUAAAAGAUUUACUUACAGUUUUAAUAUUUUUAAUGUCUAUGACAAGUGAAUAAAUACUAUUUUCAAUAACAAAAAUCACUACCUAGGAAUGAUGGAGAUACCAAUUUAAUGGUAACACAAUGGUAACACUUACGUCAUCAAAGGGCUGGCAAUGGUCGCUUGUCAAAGGAUUGAGCAUACCUGGUUUUGUUAUAUGGUCUGCCAGAUACGAGACUAAUGUGUUAUUCGGGAUGGGUGGUAGGUCCGUAUACGCCUCGAGGAGUGUAGUAUAGGAAAUGUAUGGCCUUACGACUGCGAGCGAACCGGGUCUCGAACGUAGUCAAUUACGGCGCGCGACUGACUUAUCAUUACUCAUUACGGUGUCACUGCACGACGUUACACGUACGGUCACGAGUACUAAUAUGUAUAAACUAUGAUACCCAUGUCACAUUCACAGUAAGUCUCAUUGAAUGUCAAAUAUGACAGUGCGACAGGAUUCUAAAGUGGAUACAUGUUAUUAGUAGUGUGGAUUGUUGACCUAAUAAACGGCCUAUGAAAAUGUGUAGUCAAAAUUAUAAUUUGGACAAUAAAUAAUCAUAUUGAAAAAUAUAAUAAUCAUUUUUAUUCAUCCAUAACUUUACUGUUUCCGUUAGCGGUGAUUCACACCUAAGAGUUUCAUAACUUCAUAACGAACCUAAUUCACAUUUUGAUCAAUUUUAAAUAAAUAGUCGACCGUUCCGCGAACAUUCACACAUGAGACUCCCCGAUAUUUUGGCAGUACCGUGAUCAUGACACUUGCAACAGUGUUGAUUUUGUGUUUAGUGAUAAUAAGGUAGUUUCUAACUAGUCAAAUCAAUUACUUUUUACUAAACGUCAAAACACGAAAUUACUAUGGAAUUUGUAAAAAAAAUUGUCAAAAUGUCGCAUUUUUUAUUACAUUUUUCUAUAUUAAAAUUCAUUAUUAAGUUAAAUAGAAAAAAAAAAUACGUUUUUUCUCACUUUAAAUCUGUCUUUCUCUGCCUUUGGCGGCUGAAUAAUAACCCUGACACCACGGUUACUGAGGUUGGUAAUCCACCUCACAACCCACACGAUAGAAGAAGAGCUGUCUUUAUUUAGUAAUCGGAAUUUCAUAAUUUAUCUUAUCUUAUACCUAGGAAACUACCCAAUUCUAACCGCGUGAAGCUCAAACUCAAAUAUGGCGUGCGGUGACACCCGUAAGCUCACUUCCGAAUGUUCGUUACAAUAACCCAAACUUAGCUAAGACAUGGUAUUAUUUAUGUAGUGCUAAUGUGUUACUCGCGUUUGUGGUCUAGGAAAAUACGAUCCAGUCUUUUUUAAUUAAUACACAUAAAAACAAGAUGAUUAAUAAAUAGAUUUUAUAUUGUUAGCUAUAUUUUUGCUAAGUUUUCCAGUCGCUAAGAAUAAGCAUAGUUUUCCUAGACUGCGAGAUUAAGAAUAUCUAGAUGUACAGUGGCGGGCCUGGCAAAAUAUUUAGGUGGCGCGGACCUCAAUGUGGCACCCCUCAGCCCCUUAAAAUACAAUUUUUUUUUGACCAGUUUACGUCCAUCGAAAUUUACCUGUUUAAGUCUUUUAAAAAUAUUGUUUACGGCACCAGGUAUGAGUUUUAUGUGGCCGCAAUCUAACCCGAUGAAGGUAGUUUGCGGCCAGGGUGGACCAGUCUUGGUUGAUUUUGACACCUCCCCCCCUCCCCCAUUCCGCCCCCUUCCUCCCCCUUCCUCCCUUAUUUCGGCGCCCGGUGCGGUCGCACCGCUCGCACCGCCUAGGGCCGCCGCUGUAGAUGUAUUUGUAAUGUUCGGAAGGGGCGCCAGGAGCCUGGCAUUGCAUAAGUUUUAAUUUUAUUUAUGUAGUCUACUGAAAGUGAUCUACAUAUGCUAGUGCAUAAGAUGAUUUUAGUUACUUAUCUAAAACUAUUAUUAUUAAAAUUUAUUUGACUUUUUUAACAGCGAUAAACAUUUCAAAUAUAUUUUCACAAUGGCUUGAUUGUACGAGAUUGGGGCGUACACUUUCACUUUUUUUUUUAACGUGUAUCUGUACGUAUUUGGUAUUAGAAUAUUCGUUCGUAAAACCAAGUUGUUGUGAACACGCUCUUGUGUUAUAAGAUGUUGGUUAUUUUAUUUGACGGCAUGACAGAAGGACAGGACCUAUCUUUGUAGGCUAAUGUAUACGAAAUAAUCAAAUUUUAAUAUUGUACAAAUAUCGUAGAUUUUACUGAUUAUUUAAUUAUUAUUAUGUUACUUCUAGUUGAAUUUUGUUAAUCAACCGUAUUCCGCAACGUUUGUUUUAAUAUUGGAAACACUUCACUAAUAUUACUGUAUGUUUAUCGUAUUAACAAAUUUAAGACAAGGAUUGUAUCGAAAAUAAUGUGCAAUAUCAAUUAAAUUCAUCAAAAACGUUAACGAUUUGUAUUGGUAGUUUCAAGCCGUUUAUAGUUAGUCAUACAUACUUUGAUAAUUUCGAAUAGAUCCCGAUGUAUUGAUGUGAUUUAUUUAACUAUAGAGUUACACAUGUUUGUUUAGACGUAAGAUACAAUAGAAAAUGUUAAAAAGUAAAAAAAUAUUGUGGUCGAUGUCAUCGGCGAAUGUUACAGGUACGAGUCACCGAUAUCAUGAUAGGUAUACAAUUAUAAUAAAUUCUAUGUCACACUCACUCCCAUCUCAUCUGUAUCUGUCUUUGAAGUAAAAAGACAUAAAUAAAUGUAUAUAUAUGA